Batrachochytrium dendrobatidis JAM81 is the source of this 522-nucleotide messenger RNA. RefSeq lists its product as uncharacterized. Lineage: Eukaryota; Fungi; Chytridiomycota; Chytridiomycetes; Rhizophydiales. The coding region runs from base 1 to 522 and encodes 173 amino acids. The transcript has 2 exons. The record is from RefSeq and is a predicted model, not a curated record.
AUGACUAAAUCGCAGGACAUUAUACUUGUACUGUCCGUAUCAGCAGUUGCCAGUGCGUUAGUAACUACGCCCAAUGCAGAAACUCGAUCGCAUCAGUUGUCAAAACGUAGUCCUGGUAAAGAUUGGGAAAAAGCUGUCGGACGUGAAUCAAACCACGGCGAUUCAAGUGGACCAGGGCCAUCGAACAGCAAUAUUGCCGAAAAUGAACUAGAUGAUGCCAUUCGUCAAAGGAAGAAAGUAUGCGAUAAGUAUCAUAAAUACAAAAGUGAAUUCAAGCAAGAUAUAGCCGACUUAAAACUAGAAAAUCAAGGCUUGAGUUUUCAGGCGUUUGAUAGUGAUUAUUAUGGUAGAGACAGUGUCGAAUUACUUAAACUCAGGCGUAAGAAGUUGGUACAGUUGAAAGAAAGAUGCAAGGAAGCGAAACAAGUGAAAAGGGAAGCAAGAAAAGAAUUCGAGAAGCAAUCUGGCACUGGAUGGAAAGGCAAACUCGAACAAUUCAAAUCAAUACUUACCAAUCAUUAA